Molecule: messenger RNA, 1224 nt
Organism: Rosa chinensis
Lineage: Eukaryota; Viridiplantae; Streptophyta; Magnoliopsida; Rosales; Rosaceae
Exons: 1
Coding region: 1-1224 (407 amino acids)
Source: RefSeq, a predicted model, not a curated record
AUGGCUUUCAAUUCUGUUUCCCAAGCUAAUUUGGCCUCUAGCAGUCGUCGUCCCACCCCAGUUCGUCAGUAUUUUCCUUUUCCCCGAAACCAAAAUACCUCCAACUCUAUCCCUGUUGUUAUUGGGGAUAAUACCAUCAAUAUUGAGAGAUUUGCUGUCCAAAUUGAUAUGCCACCUCCUCCACAGGAUUUCGAUAGCCACUAUUCUAGAUUCUGUCUAGUAGGAAAGAUCUUCGGGCCUCUGGUCCCCCUUGACAUUGUCUUCGCAAAGUGUCAAGAACUCUGGAAUAAUCUCAAAGGGGCUAUCAACAUGAGCAGAUUACCCAAUAAUUGGUUCUGCUUUGAGUUUAAUAACGAAGAAGAUGUGUUGUUCAUCCUCGACAACCGACCUUGGUACAUUAGGAGUCGCCUCUUCCGCAUCCAACGCUGGAGCCCGGAAUUCGAUACUACUGUCUCCUCCAUUGAUCGUCUGAUCGUUUGGGUGAGGCUCCCAAAUUUACCUCUUCCCCAUUGGCAUGAAUCCUCGCUCAAACACUUGGGCCAAUACCUUGGAACUUUUAUUCAAGCGGAUGAGUUUACCCUCACCGGUAAAAAAACCAUGUUUUCCCGCAUCAAGAUUGAACUGGACCUACGAUACCCACUUCGUAGCAUGGCUCUGGUCAACAACCAUGAUGGUAAACCCCCUAGCUUUGUCUUAGUGUCCUAUGAGGUUAUCUUUGAGAUUUGUUUUCGUUGUGGCCUUUACCGUCAAAGAAACCAUGUAUGUCCUAGAAGAAAUAUCAAGGACAGCUUCUUUAUGGUCGAGAGAUUGGAGCAUGAGCAAGCGGUCUAUCCAGCUGACAUGGCAAACAGUGAGUUCAUCAAACCACUCCUGUCAAAUGACAUUUCCAUUAUUUUCCCUCAACCCAUGUUCAAUUAUUAUGAGCCGGGUAGCUUUAAGGCCAAUAAUGAUGACCGGUCUGAAAGUAAUGCCUAUGGUGACAAUGAUCCUGCUGACAGCCAUUGGAGAAUUGUUUCUAGGAGAGGCAAGGGGAGAGGACAACGCUUUCCCAAGAAUGGUCAUUGGACACCAGGCCCCAAUUCUGAUAGACCGAAAGGCAACAAUGUUGUUCUUGUUGGGUUGUCUUUCAGAGAUGUUGCUAAGGGUGAAGCUGAGGCUAAUCAGCGUGCUAUCGCUAAUAGGAAACAUAAGGAGAUUGUGGUGGUUUCCUCUGAUUCCUCCUAA